CAUAUAAAAUAUCUGGGUUAUCGCUAGACGCAAUUGCAUACUUUAACAGCUGAUUGUCAAGGCUUUGUUUGUAAACCACAGUGAGUUGCAGUUUAGAGUAUUACAAAAUGCCUGUACAGGACGAAUGGUGCGCCGACAAGCUCUCGAAUUUGCUGCAGGAAGAGCUGAGGAUCUCCACCUUAAGUGAGCUUCGCGACCACUUAAAGGCUCUGCCCCAUGAUGAAGCCGCCACUAUGUCCAGCGGGCUGCAGCUGCCCCUGGUCUUCGACUGCCUCAAUGAUUCUAACUCAGAACAGGUGGACUUGGCUUGCGAAGUCCUCACUUUAUGCCUCAGCAGCCUGCACCUUGGGGAGAGCACGCAGCGCUAUAGGACUUCGCUAGAACGCGCCCUAGUCCAUCCUUAUCCUGCUGUGAAGAGCAUGGCCCUUAACGAAAUCGGCCGCUCCAUUUCCAAUGAGGAAGUGUUGUGCUCCCUUUGCGAACAAACCACUUUGAUGCUGAACAUCGUCAACUGUCUGGGAGAUGCUGAUUUGGGAGUGGCUAAAAGGGCGUCUGAGGUUUUGGAGACAUUGGGCGUCACUGUGCCCGGAGCCAACCGACUGGUGAGCAACGAGGUUCUGAUUCCUCUGCAGGAGUUGCUGAGUUGCAACGAGGUGGUGAGGAUGCGGGUUUAUGAGUUGUUGGUCACCAUUUCCAAGCUAUCAGAGUACAGCUUUGGCAAAUUCAAGUCAAUGGGACUGAUCAGCCGGGUUAUUGAGGAAAUCGGCAACAACGACGUGCUGCUCAAGCUCAAUGUGAUUCAGAUUUUAUCCGAGCUAGCCCUUAGCGAGCAUGGCUACGUCUUUUUGGACCAACAAGGUAUUUUCGACAGGAUUUUUGGGCUUAUCAACGAAGACGAGCUUACUACACAACUGUGCCAGCCUGGAAUCCUGAAGUUCUUUGGACAAAUAGGGCAUAAAAAACCCCGCGAACUUCUCGCUAAAUAUCCAGCAAUGUUCGAUCAUCUCUUCGCGAACAUCGAACAAAGCGAUCUGGUUAUCAUUGGAAUUUCCCUAGAUACUAUCGGGUUCAUCGGACAAACCUCCCAUGGGAAACUAGCUCUAGACUCCACAGGCAGUAAGCUGGAGGGCACCGUCCGGAUUAUUGCCAAGCUGCUGCCUUCGCUGCCCACUGAAACGCAAGUGAGGGCCUUGAAUUGCUUGGAAAACCUGCUGAGAGACGAGCGCUAUGACACCAUACAGAUCACUGAGAAAUGGUACAGGCUUCUAGGGGCGGAGCCCAUGGAGCUGAUCGCAAAGUAUGCCAAAAACCCGUUUGCCGAUCUGCGUCUUGCAGGGUUGGGGAUUUUAAAUGCCCUGGCAGGACAGCCCUGGGGGCAGGAGGCCAUAAGAAACUCUCCAGGCUUGGUGGAGUUUUUGCUGGACCGCAGUGUGGAAUCAGUAAAAGAGUGCAAGCAGGCGAAGUACGUCAUAGUGAAGUUGCUAGCGCAAAGUCUGGUCUUCGACCAGAAUCUCCAAGAACGGAUUGAGGAGUACGUGAAGGAAGGCCCGUUCUACGUGCAGGCUGUGACCGAAGUGGCUGUUGAAGGGAACUGAUUUGCUAGAAUAAAAUUACUUUUUCAUA
Messenger RNA from Dendroctonus ponderosae (mountain pine beetle), 1623 nucleotides. RefSeq names its product 26S proteasome non-ATPase regulatory subunit 5. NCBI's taxonomy places the organism in Eukaryota, Metazoa, Arthropoda, Insecta, Coleoptera, Curculionidae. Bases 108 to 1595 code for a protein of 495 amino acids. The record is from RefSeq and is a predicted model, not a curated record. Gene Ontology annotation, biological process: proteasome assembly. The transcript is spliced from 6 exons. Gene Ontology annotation, cellular component: cytosol.